AUGCAAUUCAUCGAGUCAUUUGUGAACAACAAUCAAGGCUUCCAACUUGAUAUCGUUGGUUUCCUCGCCAUCCUUGGAGAAGGUUCCGUCGAGACAAUUGCUCAGGUUGCUACUCUAAGCUAUCUGAUCUAUGUUCCUCGCCUUAUCCCUGCGCCUCAGAUUUUCAUCAGACCUUCCCGACCGGAGAAACUCGAGACCACUGCGGGGGCCAAAGUCAUCGGAGUUCAUUCUGGCAAUACCGGUGAAGAUAUCCAUCAUGUUGCUCAUGCUUUACAUCGAGGAGAUAAAUUGCCCCCCAAUACCGUCAGUUGUGUCCGAGUCAGGGAAAAUAACAAACCUCGCCCGUCGAUUAAAAGAUUCGGUCCGUUGGCUAUUCUGGCUUUCAUAGGGCUUGCAAUGAGUGCUGCCUUGUUGGGACUCUCCAUAUACUAUGAAGAUGGAAUGUCAUUGCUGGCAACUGUUCUACUGUCCACCUUGAGUACAGUGACAGGAAUUGCCAACAAGUGGACACCAACACCCAAUGAUCCGAAACCCGAUCCUCAUUCUCCACCCGGUGAUGUUGUCAUUAAAUAUCCCCAAGGUGCCUUUAUUGUGGUAAGCUGUGAAGAACGAACUGCUCGAUACCUUUACUUCAAUCCAAGCGAGCGUUGCAUCUAUUCUGUCAAAAGCACGGCAGUCUAUCGAGGCCUCUCCUUGAUUUCGACCCUUCUACUCAUGGGUGGAGUUAUCUCUUUGGCCAAUGCACGAAUCGAAACUCAGACGGCAUUUGCUGGAUCUUAUAUGUUAAUCAACAUCUUCUACUGGAUUGGGGCUGCUUUACCACCAGCUCAUCACUGGGAUCUUUCUCGACUCGAAGUGGAACACAUUGAGGUUCAUGGUGGGACUCCUCCCAGAACCGCGAAGAUGGAUAAUUACAACCCCACUUAUACCGAAGCUCUUUGGAAGGCGAUUGCAGUCACAGGGACUAGCAACUGGGUGAAGGAAGCCGGAUGGGCUCCCAAGACGCCGGCGUGGAAUGACUGGCUCAAUGAGGCAGAAGAAGCCGCUCUUGGUGAACCCUUAAAGUCUAGCAUGAAGAUGGUGAAUGGAAAAGAGGUUGAAGUUUGGACGAUACGCAAUUGGGACAGUCGAAAUGCCUUGUCUACUCUGCUUCGAACUACAACGGACAGGUUUCAGGCCAAAAAGUGA
Molecule: messenger RNA, 1188 nt
Organism: Rhinocladiella mackenziei CBS 650.93
Lineage: Eukaryota; Fungi; Ascomycota; Eurotiomycetes; Chaetothyriales; Herpotrichiellaceae
Exons: 3
Coding region: 1-1188 (395 amino acids)
Source: RefSeq, a predicted model, not a curated record